Messenger RNA from Panicum virgatum (switchgrass), 1461 nucleotides. RefSeq lists its product as uncharacterized. The record is from RefSeq and is a predicted model, not a curated record. Bases 252 to 1283 code for a protein of 343 amino acids. The transcript has 4 exons. NCBI's taxonomy places the organism in Eukaryota, Viridiplantae, Streptophyta, Magnoliopsida, Poales, Poaceae.
CUGAGCCUGCUGCCGCUCAAAUCGGCCAUCCGCACCGGCGCGCUCUCCUCGCGGUGGCGGGGCCUCUGGGAGCAGCGCUGGCCGGAGCCAUCCUCGCUGCGCAUCCGCCUCCCGCCCGGCGCCUCGCGCAGCCGGACCUCAGGCGCUGCCUCGACUACGCGGCCGCGUGCGAGGUCGAGGACCUGCACCUCCGCCUCGACGGCGCCGCGGGGAGGGGGUCGCGCGGGGGCGGGGCCACCCGCGGCCGGGGCAUGCUCACCGUGCACUUCCCCGUGGGGAGCCGCCUGCUCGCGCGCCUGUCCGUGCGGGGGCUCAACCUCACGGCGGCCGCCAACGCGAUGGUCGCCACGCUCGAGGUGAUCCACCUCCACUCCGUCUUCCUCACCGACGCCGCGCUGCGCCGGGUCGUCGCCGCGUGCCCCCGCCUCCGGGAGCUCGAUCUCCGCUACUGCCGCCGCCUCCGACGUGUCGACAUCAGCGCCGUGGGGGUGCCCAACCUCAGGAGCUUCACCAUCGUCGACUGCUCCCGCACCACCGAGCUGCGAGUCCCAGUGGCGCCACGCCUCCGGUCCUUCCGCUUCAGCGGCGCCUUCCUCUCCAGCAACGUCCUUUCCGGUGCUUCAGGGUCACUUGAGCAUCUCUACCUCUGUUCCGGCGGACCAGAGACCGGCUUGCCGCCCACCAACUUGCCCACCUCAGUUUCUCGCCUAUCGAACCUCAGCGUCCUCACCCUCUGCAGCAUUGCGCUCCAGUACAUCUCUGCUUCCACAGCCAAGACCGUAGUGGAGAGCAAUCUUCACAGCUUGAGAGAGCUCCAUUUCCUCAUGUUCGGCAUGGCCAACUCCAACCUUGCGGACAUCUAUAGCUUCCUCAAGACUUGUUCAUGUCCUCAGUUGGAGCGGCUCUUUGUGCAGCUCCCGAUGAACGUUCGUGAUUCAUUCACAGAGAAUUUCUUGGCGGUGGCGGAGGAAGAGCCACCAAAAGGUGGACUAGAAAACCUUUGUUUAGCCAAGAUGACAAAUUUCAAGGGGCACCGUAAUGAGAUGCAACUAGUAGAAUUUCUUCUUAGAAAGUCUAGUUGUCUGAAGAAACUAAUUCUGACUGCUCCUAUGGAGGAUCACCCUCAAGGACUCCGCAAGAUUCAGUCAGAUGUGCUGCCCAAUUUUCUUAAAACAGAAAUACUACAUCUGGAAAGAGCUUCAGCAAAUAGCCAGAUAAUUUUCAGUGAGCCUGAUGGUCCUCAGAUCCAACCAUUGCAUUCGGAGGUCUUUGUCAGGUUUUAGAUUGAUAUGAGCAGAAUAUUGUUGUAGUCCAGUUUCUGCUCAUAAAUUUUUAAAUUUGUAGCUGUUAGAUAACAGACAUGGGGAAAAGAAAUGUGCAAGGCAUACAGAGUUUGAUAUAUGUUUUUUACAAUUCAUGUUACUGAAAUAUUCUGGCAUAGUGAUUGAACUGCGAGGUAAA